Messenger RNA from Neopelma chrysocephalum (saffron-crested tyrant-manakin), 407 nucleotides. Its product is annotated as poly(U)-binding-splicing factor PUF60-like. The record is from RefSeq and is a predicted model, not a curated record. Gene Ontology annotation, biological process: alternative mRNA splicing, via spliceosome; regulation of alternative mRNA splicing, via spliceosome; mRNA splice site recognition. Lineage: Eukaryota; Metazoa; Chordata; Aves; Passeriformes; Pipridae. Gene Ontology annotation, cellular component: catalytic step 2 spliceosome; precatalytic spliceosome. The annotation marks the transcript as partial. The transcript has 2 exons. Gene Ontology annotation, molecular function: RNA binding.
GUGGGCAGGCCCAGCAACAUCGGGCAGGCCCAGCCCAUCAUCGACCAGCUGGCAGAGGAGGCCCGGGCCUUCAACCGCAUCUACGUGGCCUCGGUGCACCAGGACCUGUCCGACGACGACAUCAAGAGCGUCUUCGAGGCCUUUGGCAAGAUCAAAUCCUGCACCCUGGCCAGAGACCCCACCACGGGGAAGCACAAAGGCUACGGAUUCAUCGAGUACGAGAAGGCUCAGUCGUCCCAGGACGCCGUGAGCUCCAUGAACCUGUUUGACCUGGGGGGUCAAUACCUGCGCGUGGGCAAGGCCGUCACCCCCCCCGAUGCCGCUGCUCACCCCGGCCACGCCCGGGGGGCUCCCCCCCGGCUGCCGCCGUCGCUGCCGCUGCUGCCACCGCCAAGAUCACGGCACAG